Messenger RNA from Brassica oleracea var. oleracea, 2061 nucleotides. Its product is annotated as replication protein A 70 kDa DNA-binding subunit B. Bases 48 to 1856 code for a protein of 602 amino acids. Gene Ontology annotation, cellular component: DNA replication factor A complex; nucleus. Gene Ontology annotation, biological process: DNA replication; double-strand break repair via homologous recombination; nucleotide-excision repair. Lineage: Eukaryota; Viridiplantae; Streptophyta; Magnoliopsida; Brassicales; Brassicaceae. Gene Ontology annotation, molecular function: damaged DNA binding; single-stranded telomeric DNA binding. The transcript has 10 exons. The record is from RefSeq and is a predicted model, not a curated record.
UUCAACAAAAGAGUCAGUGAUCGAGAUAGAGACAAAGAUAUAGAGAGAUGGAGAACUCAGUGACCCAAGAUGGCAUCGCGUCAUUAUUAUCCCUCGAUUCCUCCUCUGUUCAACCUCAGAUCGUCGUUCAAGUCGUGGAUCUUAAACCCGUUGGAAAUCGAUACACGUUUAAUGCUAAUGAUGGAAAGAUGAAGAUCAAAGCAAUGUUGCCUGCGACUUUAACGUCUGAGAUCGUCUCUGGAAAAAUCCAGAAUCUUGGUCUGAUUCGUCUCCUUCAUUAUACUGCCAACGAUAUUCCAGGCAAAUCUGGAGAAAAAUAUUUGCUUGUAACCAAAUGCGAGGCUGUUGCUUCUGCACUUGACUCAGAGAUUAAGUCGGAGCUCAAAGCUUCUACAGGCAUAGUGUUGAAACCGAAGCAGGAGUUUGUCGCCAAAUCAGCUUCACAGAUAAUCAAUGAGCAGAGAGGAAACGCUGCACCAGCUGCAAGAAUGGCUAUGACCAGGAGGGUCCAUCCCCUUGUGUCCUUGAACCCUUACCAAGGAAGCUGGACCAUUAAAGUCCGUGUCACAAACAAAGGAGUCUUGAGAACUUACAAAAACGCUAGAGGAGAAGGAUGUGUCUUCAAUGUGGAACUAACUGAUGAGGAAGGAACGCAGAUUCAGGCGACGAUGUUUAACGCACCUGCAAAGAAGUUUUAUGACACGUUCCAGAAGGGAAAAGUCUAUUACAUAUCGAGGGGAACACUUAAGCUUGCUAACAAGCAGUUCAAGACGGUUCAGAACGAUUACGAGAUGACUCUGAACGAGUAUUCAGAGGUUGAAGAAGCUGGGAGCGAAGAAAUGUUUAUCCCUGAGACAAAAUUCAACUUUGUACCCAUUGAUGAGCUGGGUCCAUACGUGAAUCAGAAGGAGCUUGUUGAUGUUAUCGGUGUUGUCCAAAGUGUUUCUCCCACCAUGAGCAUUAGAAGAAAGAGUGACAAUGAGAUGAUCCCAAAGAGGGAUAUAAUUUUAGCUGAUGAGACGAAGAAAACCGUCGUGGUGUCCCUUUGGAACGAUCUAGCUACUGACUUAGGACAAGAGCUUCUAGACAUGGCUGAUAAGUACCCUGUCAUUGCGAUUAAGUCUCUCAAAGUUGGAGAUUUUCAAGGUGUUUCACUCUCCACUAUCAGCAAAAGCGACGUGGUGGUAAAUCCUGAUAUACCAGAAGCUGCAAAGUUAAAAUCUUGGUAUGAUUCCGAAGGUAAAGAGACGUCUAUGUCUGCUAUUGGCUCUGGGAUGAGCCCUUCUGCCAAUAGUGGAUCAAGAUCCAUGUAUUCUGACAGAGCCUGUCUCUCUCACUUCACAACCAAUCCCUCUUUAGGCGAGGACAAGCCUGUGUUUUUCAGUACUAGAGCUUACAUAAGCUUCAUCAAGCCAGACCAGGCAAUGUGGUACCGUGCUUGCAAGACUUGUAACAAGAAAGUGACUGAAGCAAUGGACUCUGGUUACUGGUGUGAAGGUUGUCAGAAAAAGGAUGAAGAGUGCAGUUUAAGGUAUAUAAUGGCGGUGAAAGUCUCUGAUUCAACCGGUGAAGCCUGGUUCUCUGCAUUCAAUGAUGAAGCAGAGAAGAUGAUUGGAUGCACAGCUGAUGAACUCAACGUACUAAAAUCGGAGGAAGGGGAAGGGAAUGAGUUUCAGACAAAACUGAAGGAAGCUACUUGGUCAUCUCAUCUCUUCCGUGUUAGUGUUUCUCAACAAGAGUAUAACAGUGAGAAGAGACAGAGGAUAACUGUAAGAGGUGUUGCUCCGGUUGAUUUUGCUGCUGAGACAAGAUUGUUGCUUCAAGACAUUUCCAAGAACAAGAUGACAUCUCAGUAGUUCUAACCAUGACAUGUUUUAUCUAGAGCUUUUGAUAAACUAAAAGUCCCAAGCUUUGUAUUAUACAAGUUCUUCUGCGGUCAGUCAAAUUAGUAUUUUAUGUCAUUUAAAUGUUGAUUCUAGUUGAAUUUUGUAUCUAGAGCUUUGCUAAACUAAAAGUCCCAAACUUUGUAUUAUACAAGUUUUCCUGAAGUCAGUUAAAUUA